Messenger RNA from Prorocentrum cordatum, 1499 nucleotides. The record is from the annotation of a GenBank genome assembly. NCBI's taxonomy places the organism in Eukaryota, Dinophyceae, Prorocentrales, Prorocentraceae.
CUUCUGGCCCAAGCGCCCGGAGACAAUGCGUGGGGGGACACGGGGAGAACACGACGGCGAUGCAAGCAGGCGCACCUCCUGCUCCCGGCGGGUGCGGACGCCGAGCCGGCGGGCCAGCGGCUGACGGACGAGGAGGGCUCUGCCGGCGGCCGGCCAGGUGAGCUUCCAGUCCGAGGAGCAGCAGCACUGCGCCGUGUGCCUAGAGGCGUACCAGGCGGGCGAGGUGCUGACGGCUCUCCACUGCAGGCACUUUUUCCACGUCGCCUGCCUCGCCCAGUGGGUGCGGAGGGCCACGGGGUGCCCGCUCUGCCGCGCGCCCUGCGCGGAGCCGGCGCCCACCUGAGCCGCGGGCCUCGCGCGCGCGCGGGGGGGCAGCCCGUCUGGCGGGCGGCCGGGGGCUGAAAGCGCGCGCAUUGCAGGCAUGCGCGCCCCCCCUUUCAUCCUCCUCCUCCUCCUCCUCCUCCUCCUUGUCCUCCUCCUUCUCCAGGGUUUUUAUGUUGAUGCCGUUUUUUGUUCCCUUAUUUUUGCAGAGCGCUGCGCGCGACGCGACGGCGGGCCUCGCCACCUAGUUGGGCAGGCCAACGAUCUUCGAUGCAGCGUGCUGCUACGCUGCGGCGCCAGGAGUUUGUGUGCCCGUUGCGGUAAAAGCACGCUCGCGAGCCAUGUCUCGUUGGAGUCAACGUCGCGCAGGGGGGCGAAGGACCCAAUCCCCCUACGUCGCCAUCAUGUCGCGAGGAGGGCGGCUGGGCGGCUUUGAUCGCGCUUGUUGCGGGGCGCGCGGCCUGGCGCUUUGCGAUCAAGAAGAAGCGCUUUGUUGUGUCAUGCGCGUGCGUGCCGUUUGUCCUCUCGUUGUUCGCGCCCCUGCACGCAUUUGCACUAGAAGUAAGGUUGCAGAUAACGCCGCUAGGUUCCAGGGAACGGGUUGCGUCAUUAUUUUGCUUGGCCAUCGAAACGCUGUCUCGCCAAAGAGUUGAAGGCGAUGAGUGCGCGCUGGAAAGUUUUGAACACAUGGGCCGCAUUGAGCAACACUGGUUGCCAGCGCGGCCUCGUUACUUUAGCGAACUGGCUUCACAUCGUUCAUUUUCGUGCGCGCUGCCAGCAAGCUGCAUUCUUACACCGAGAAGGACCCCUGCCCAGGGCAGCGAAUGGCACGACCACCAGAACGCUAACAAAUGUUUAAUUGCAGGCGCGAGUUUUCCCCGCAUGAGGCGAGCGACAGGCCAGACACGUCGUCGGACGCAGUGUGCGCGCUUGGCAAUGCGGGCAAUGCGUGCGUGAAUAGGACGUGCCGCUGUCAACGUUGAUAUCAUUUCGGCAUGCUGUGCGCGGCGCGCUCGUUUGUCCGAAUUGCGCCAUAUGCGAACGUCAUAUCGAUUGGCAAUCGGAUAGAUGUGGCCUGACACGCAAGACGUUUUGAAGCCAUUAUUCUUGUGUCGUUCUAGCACUUUAGCUUGGUAGGUCCGCUGGGACGGACUGUUCUUGCUCAAGGUUUCAGCGCC